Uranotaenia lowii is the source of this 3772-nucleotide messenger RNA. Its product is annotated as GATA-binding factor C-like. Gene Ontology annotation, molecular function: DNA-binding transcription factor activity, RNA polymerase II-specific; zinc ion binding; RNA polymerase II cis-regulatory region sequence-specific DNA binding. NCBI's taxonomy places the organism in Eukaryota, Metazoa, Arthropoda, Insecta, Diptera, Culicidae. The coding region runs from base 1898 to 3772 and encodes 624 amino acids. The transcript has 7 exons. The record is from RefSeq and is a predicted model, not a curated record. Gene Ontology annotation, biological process: cell fate commitment; positive regulation of transcription by RNA polymerase II; negative regulation of transcription by RNA polymerase II.
AAAGUUGGGUUUUUGCCACGCUCCGCAUCUACCGCCUUAUGGAAUUCGCAACUGCCGAGGGAACGGACGCCGCCACUGCUGCAUUGGCUGCGUUCCCCAGGCGCUGCUGCACCCACAAUCGGAAUCCAAACCAAAACAAAAACCUUUCCUAGACUCCCCAGUCGGUGGCGACAGCCGUGUGAGAAAACCCUUCGACCGAUAACGCAGGAACAUUCUUUCCUUUUUGUCGAUUUCUUACCCGAAAAAUGCAAGUCAGUUAGUUAGGGCGAGUAGUUAUCCGGUGCAAUCCACAAACAUUUCACCCUCUUUUGAUCGGUAGGACUAACUCAUUGAAAGCUACACCAACUUCUCUUGGACAAGUCGCGCUCUUCCACGGGAUGAGACAACCCGAACUACGAAACAAUGACAACUCGGUAGAACACUGCUCGCGAAGUAGAUCGUCUUCGUCAAGAUCGAACCCGCCCGAUACAGUCCCUUGCCAAACCAAUCGGCCAAAUUCGGCUUAGUUCCAAUACGCUAGUUCGCGACGCGAUCGAUAAAAAACAAAUCCAAGCAGGCUUCCAAAGAUUUGAUUAGUGACAAGUGUAGUGACAGCACCACGCUCAUAAUCAGCGCCAAUCAUCGCGUUCUGUUGCGGGUUUUGGUUGCACGGUUUGUUUUUGCUCUAGUGACAGUGUACAGCCCCGAUUGUGUAUUGUGGAGAACUUCCGCGGCCCGGCGGCCUCUCGAGAUCCUCCUCAGAGAUACUGUUCCGCUGCUUGUCCGUCCGCGAAAACGUUUUCUAGCCGCGUUAGCCGCCCGGAGAUGUUCCUAAUCGAUCGUGUUCCGAUAUCAAUAACAGAAAAACAAAAACAAAUCAAAGCAACCCGCCGAACGCUUGCUUCGUCUCGAGACCAGACGUAAACAAUUGUGUUGGCUGCGUGCUAGCCGAUCGAAAUCGCCGGAAUCUGACGACGACGAGGUUGUUGGAACGAUCGAGAUCGCACCGGUCAGAUUCUGUCAUCAUCAAAAACCACCCAGCAACAGCAAUAACAAAAAAUACCAAAUGACAGCAACAAAACAACAACAAUCAAAAUCAACCGGCUCUCCCCACCUGUUACUUACUGUUGAUGUUGUCUUCUGAGGGGCGGCGUAGAUAAUCACCUUGCGAAUCGUCUUCUCGUGUAGUUUUGGGUAGAAAUCGCCUCUGCGUCCAAACAAAAUUUUGGGGCCCCCAAAAGCAGAUGGCGUGUGAAUGCGGUGUUACAGAUGGCGCACCGCGUGACUAAUUAGACUAUACGGUGGAAGACUUUCAUCAGACUUGUUGAGGUUUCAGGCCGAACAAAGGUGGACCCCUGGGCCAAACUCUAGGCACCCUCUCAUUCAGUACCUCAUCCGAACCCAACCCAACGCCCGGGCAAAAGGAGGUUGCCUUUCUUCGAGACCAAUAACAUUCAUGGAAGCAGGGAAAAAAAAAACCUUUGAUGAGCUAGGAAAAUUUGGCACUCAAUGCUGGGUGUCAUGCUGAGUUUGGGGCGGGCUGGCGAGAAAGUGUGUAGUGCGUUAUUUGUACCGAUCCGUUGAACAUUUGCCACUAUUAUUAUUUCCAACCAACCAACCAGCUGGUCAACAACGAGAGGGGGAGAUUCACAAAAUCUAGUACGAUUCUUAUCGCGCUGAUUUUCAUGGGGUCUUGGUAAUGAACCUCUUUUUCGCCGUUUUGGGCCCCCGGCGAGGGCCUCGCAAUCACUCAUCAUAGUUAGAAGACGGAAACGGGAAAUUUGACUUUCGCGAGUAACACUUUCGCGCAGCGGUCUUUUUUUUUCUCUCGCCAAACGGAAUUGUUCACCAUUUGAGUGAUGGAAAUCGGAUGAAUUGAAGUGCUUUUUUCCCCAGCAAUAAAAUCAAGUGAAUUAACAUGGAUAUGACCUCGGCGGCUGAGGCUCGCAGUUGGUAUGAUAGCCACAGGAUGUUGGGAGGUUCUGGGUCCGCCAAUGGGGAAUCUCCGGGUUCGUCGUCGUCUUUGGCCGCCGGUUCGGCUGCUGCUGCUGCUGCCGCGGCGCUUUUGGGUGGAGGACAUCAAACCGUGCCGGGAGUGAGUUCGAUUGCUGGAACUGCAGUCGAUCCGAUCGAGAUGGGACCCUUCUAUCCGUUGACAGAAAACGGAACCACCCACCGGCAUCACCGGUACUAUCCGAGCAGUUAUGCGCCUCACGCCUCCCGCAUGACAUCGUCCCACGUAACACCUCAAGUCUGCCGGCCGCACUUCCACACCCCCCUGUCCUGGCUCAACGGUACCACCACAGGUGAGGAUCCUCCUAAGCCAACGAUCGCUGGAACAGGAAGUGGCACCGUUGGCAUUGGCGGCAGCAGCAGCAGUAGUAGCGCCUGGAGUAGUCCCUUUGCCUGCCCUCAGGAUCCGGUCAGUUCCGACAGUAAAUUGAGUGGGCCAUCGGCCGCGGCGGCGGCGGCUGCGGCUGCUGCUGCCGCGGCUGUCGGAGGAUUGCAUCUGCAUCAGCACGCGGUUAGUCACGGGCAUGGAUUUUCGUUUCCUCCGACGCCGCCGAAAGAUUCGACGCCGGAUUCGAUUCAUACCGGUGGCAGUGGAACACCGGCCGAUUAUCAGGCCACGAUCAAUGCCUUCAUGGCGCAACAGGCCGGCACCAGUGCUGGCUUGACUCAUCAUCAUCAUCAGCAGCAGCAACAGCAGGUUCAUGGUUUGGGACAGGAUAGCUGUGCGAUGGAUGUGAAACCGUGUAUUUCCGGAGGAUCAGUGCUUCCCAAUGGGAUCGGAGGGGAGAGUCUUAGUGCUAGUGGGGUGGCCAGUGUGGGUUUGGGUGGCGGAAUUUCCCCAAAGCAUCGGGAUCCGCUGGAUGGGCUCAGUGCGUCGUCGUCAUCGGGGGGAGCUUUCGGGAGUGCUCGAAAUCAAAGUGUGUCCAGUGCGUCCGCCGGGUAUGAUCCUUUGGGGUACGGAUCAUCUGGAUCUGGGUAUGAUUCGGUAGUGGUGUCCGGAUAUGGUGCAGUUUCGGCGAUGGGCUCCACAAGCAGCCCUGCGGUUGCCACCUCGUCAUCUUCGUCGGUUUCCGGAGCGUCCUUCCAUCGGAGUCACAGCCAUCAUCAUCAACACCACCAGCAUCAGCAAAGUGGUUCGUUCUAUUCCAGUUAUGCCAAAUCCCAACAUCAACACCAACGAACUAAAUCCCGACCAAACACAGGCGAAGGUCGCGAGUGCGUCAACUGCGGGGCCACGUCUACGCCCCUGUGGCGGAGGGACGGCACCGGACACUACCUGUGCAAUGCCUGCGGAUUGUACUACAAGAUGAACGGCCAAAAUCGGCCGUUGAUCAAACCGAAACGACGGCUGGUCAGCUCACUACAAAGUGCCGCCCGACGCGCAGGAACGUCGUGUGCCAACUGCAAAACGACGACCACGACCCUGUGGCGGAGGAACCAGAGCGGGGAACCAGUUUGCAACGCCUGUGGCCUGUACUUCAAGCUGCAUAAUGUAAACCGGCCGCUGACGAUGAAGAAGGAGGGUAUCCAGACGCGCAACCGGAAGCUGUCGUCCAAAUCGAAAAAGAAGAAAGGACUAGCUGGAACGUGUCUUCCGCUCGGGGGGCACCUAAGUGACCUCAUGAAACCGCUGGACCACAACAAAUCCUUCCACGGCGCUUUCGGUGGGGCAAUGGAGAUCGAUCCUCCCGCUCCGAUAUUUAAGGUGGAUCGAUCCUACGAACGUUUUACUGAAUCGAUCUUGGAGGUCGAUCUUUUUCUGAAGAUCGAACAAUCCUAA